Messenger RNA from Lecanosticta acicola, 2525 nucleotides. NCBI's taxonomy places the organism in Eukaryota, Fungi, Ascomycota, Dothideomycetes, Mycosphaerellales, Mycosphaerellaceae. The record is from the annotation of a GenBank genome assembly.
AUGUCUGCCGAGCCAGAGCACUCGCAGGGCAAGAGCAAGGUCAAGCUCGACAAUGACCCCUCGGGCGCCGAGCAGAAGAAGGAGGACGAGGUGGCAACGGCCAUCCUCAAGAAGAAGAAGAAGCCAAACAGCCUCAUAGUCACCGACGCCACGACCGAUGACAACUCCAUCAUUUCCUUAUCCAACAACACCAUGGAGCAGCUGCAGCUGUUCCGUGGUGACACCGUCCUCGUCAAGGGCAAGAAGCGAAAGGAUACCGUGCUCAUCGUCCUCGCCGAUGAUGACCUGGAGGAUGGCUCAGCGCGCAUGAACCGCGUGGUACGACACAACCUGCGCGUCAAGCUGGGCGACGUUGUCACAGUCAACCCGUGUCCCGACAUCAAGUACGCCAAGCGCAUCGCCGUCCUCCCGAUGGCCGAUACCAUCGAGGGCCUCACUGGCUCCCUCUUCGACGUUUUCCUCGCUCCAUACUUCCGCGAAGCCUACCGUCCCCUACGACAAGGCGACCUUUUCACAUGCCGCGCUGCCAUGCGCACCGUCGAGUUCAAGGUCGUCGAGAUUGAUCCUCCAGAGUACGGCAUCGUCGCCCAAGAUACCGUCAUCCACUGCGAAGGCGACCCUAUUCAGCGUGAAGAUGAGGAGGGCAACUUGAACGAGGUCGGCUACGAUGAUAUCGGCGGCUGCCGGAAGCAGAUGGCUCAGGUGCGUGAGUUGGUCGAGCUGCCUUUGAGACAUCCUCAGCUCUUCAAGUCCAUCGGUAUCAAGCCUCCGCGUGGUAUCCUCAUGUAUGGUCCACCGGGUACCGGUAAGACUCUCAUGGCCCGAGCUGUUGCAAACGAGACUGGUGCCUUCUUCUUCCUCAUCAACGGUCCCGAGAUCAUGUCAAAGAUGGCUGGUGAGUCGGAGAGCAAUCUGCGGAAAGCUUUCGAGGAGGCGGAGAAGAACAGCCCGGCCAUUAUCUUCAUCGACGAAAUCGACUCGAUUGCUCCCAAGCGUGAGAAGACAAACGGUGAGGUCGAGCGUCGUGUCGUCUCUCAGCUCCUCACCCUCAUGGACGGUAUGAAGGCUCGCUCCAACGUCGUUGUUAUGGCCGCGACCAACCGCCCCAACUCCAUCGAUCCCGCCCUUCGUCGUUUCGGCCGUUUCGAUCGAGAAGUCGACAUCGGCAUUCCUGACCCAACCGGACGUCUCGAGAUUCUGCAGAUCCACACCAAGAACAUGAAGCUCGGCGACGAUGUCGACCUCGAGCAAAUUGCCGCUGAGACUCACGGAUAUGUUGGUUCCGAUAUUGCAUCCCUCUGCUCGGAGGCCGCCAUGCAGCAGAUCCGUGAGAAGAUGGACCUGAUUGAUCUGGACGAGGAUACCAUCGACGCUGAGGUGCUCGACAGCCUGGGUGUCACGCAAGAGAACUUCCGCUUCGCUCUCGGUGUCAGCAACCCAAGCGCUCUGCGCGAGGUUGCCGUCGUCGAGGUACCGAACGUGCGGUGGGAAGACAUUGGUGGUCUUGAGGACGUCAAGCGCGAACUCAUCGAGAGCGUGCAGUACCCCGUGGACCACCCCGAGAAGUUCCUCAAGUUCGGUCUCAGCCCAUCUCGCGGUGUGCUCUUCUACGGACCACCUGGAACUGGUAAGACGCUGCUCGCAAAGGCCGUCGCCAACGAGUGCGCUGCCAACUUCAUCUCGGUCAAGGGACCCGAGCUUCUCUCCAUGUGGUUCGGUGAGUCGGAGAGCAACAUCCGUGACAUUUUCGACAAGGCCCGCGCAGCCGCUCCUUGCGUGGUGUUCUUGGAUGAGUUGGAUUCCAUCGCCAAGUCCCGUGGCGGUAGCGUCGGCGACGCAGGUGGUGCCUCCGAUCGUGUCGUCAACCAGCUCCUGACCGAGAUGGACGGCAUGACCAGCAAGAAGAACGUCUUCGUCAUCGGCGCUACUAACCGACCAGAGCAGCUCGACAAUGCUCUGUGCCGUCCAGGUCGUCUCGACACGCUCGUCUACGUCCCGCUGCCCGAUCAGCCCGGCCGUGAGAGCAUUCUGCGGGCUCAGCUCCGCAAGACGCCGGUCGCACCCGAUGUCGACCUGUCGUACAUCGCGCAGAAGACCCACGGCUUCUCCGGUGCCGACUUGGGCUUCAUCACCCAGCGCGCCGUCAAGCUCGCCAUCAAGGAGAGCAUCGGCAUCGCCAUCGAGAAGGAGAAGGCGCGCGAGGCCGCGGCCGGGGACGACACGAAGAUGGAGGAGGACAUUGAGGAGGAAGACCCGGUGCCAGAGCUGACGAAGAAGCACUUUGAGGAGGCGAUGAGCAUGGCUCGUCGCUCGGUCACGGACACGGAGAUUCGGCGCUACGAGGCGUUUGCCCAGAGCAUGAAGACCAGCGCUGGUGGCAGCGCGUUCUUCCGCUUCCCCGAGGACGGCGCCAACGGCGGCGAGGCCCAGCAGCAGAACGGUAAGGCCGAUGACCCUUGUUGAUAUGUGAUGACAAGAUGCUAACACGUACUGCAGGCGCUGGCGAAGAGGAUCUCUACGACUAA